Lactuca saligna is the source of this 1044-nucleotide messenger RNA. Lineage: Eukaryota; Viridiplantae; Streptophyta; Magnoliopsida; Asterales; Asteraceae. The record is from the annotation of a GenBank genome assembly.
AUGAUUUCCAUCACAAUACAAAAUCAUUUGGCUGAAAAGCUAAGACCAAUGUUCGCAAUGUUGCACCGUUUGGAGGGUGUUCCGAUGCUGAUGUCUUUUCCGAAACAAGGGGGAGAAGGGAGUUCUAAAGUUAAAUCGAAUGAUGUCAACCCCAAAGUUUCAGUUAAACCUCCAAUCAUCAAGCAAUAUCCAAAAGACAAGGUAACAUUAUUCAGCAAUGAACCCAUUAUUGAUGAUAAUGAAGAUGAAGAACCUGAUGAAGCUGAGCUUAAAAGGCGGAAUGCUCGCAAGGCAGAGAUUGAUGAACAUUCUCGUGUCAUCAGAGAGGCUGAAGAAAAAGAAAGAGUUAAAAAGGAAGCUCAGGCCACUCUUAAUAGCAAAAUGUUAUUAUUUCCAAAGUGGGCCCUGAAGUGCAUGCAAAACCAAGUUGUGGAUAUGCCAAGUCAGUGCUGGUUGGAUCCUAUUGCUUCAUUUGAUGUCCAAAAUUCACUGGAUUCGCAGUUAGAACUUCCUAUUACACCAAAUGCAUUCAGGUUUCGUGCCUUUAUAAAGGUUGCUAAUGUUCCUUUCUCAGACAGCACUGGUGAUCAACUACUGUUUGCCUUCUAUUUGAAGCAUAUGAAGCCCCAGUUCAAAACUUGGAGUGCGAGAAAAAUUGUAGCUGUGAAGGUUACUGGGCCAAUCGAAACUGAAAGCUUCCCUAAUGCGAAGUUUAAAGUGUUGAUAGGAUCUGCAUGUCAAGCCUGCGAAUUCACUCUCGCAGAUUUGUCAUGCUUGAGCCCCGAUGACUGGAUGGUAAUAUUCAAUGUUCUGUUGCAAGAAAAGGAAAAGUACGAACCUAUGUUUUCUCAUCUUCAAACAUUGAUCAAGUCAUACAUUCAGGAAGUUGGAUUAAUGGAUGUGGAAAUUGCCACUGUUCUGAGGCAAAAACCAAGUGUUGUUCCAAAAGAAGCUCCGAAAGACUUCCAGAAGCUAAAGCCAGGAAAGAUCUACAAGGAAGGAUGGUUUGUGGUAUACACAGCUAGAGAUCGUCCAGGAGAAUAG